Molecule: messenger RNA, 1193 nt
Organism: Sus scrofa (pig)
Lineage: Eukaryota; Metazoa; Chordata; Mammalia; Artiodactyla; Suidae
Gene: STEAP1
Product: STEAP family member 1
Cellular component (GO): endosome; plasma membrane
Source: RefSeq, marked validated
CAUAUGCUGUGGGUGCGGCCCUAAAAAGUCAAGCCGAGAAGCGGGUGGCUGAAGCCAUACCAUUUUAUAGAAUUAAUGGAGAGCAGACAAGAUAUCACGAACCAAGAAGAACUUUGGAAAAUGAAGCCCAGGAAAAAUCUAGAAGACGAUUAUUUGAAUGAGGACUCAAGAGAGAACAGCAUGCCAAAAAGACCUAUGCUUGUGCACUUGCACCAAACAGCUCAUUUUGAUGAAUUUGAUUGCCCUCCAGAGCUUCAGCACAAACAGGAACUCUUUCCAAAGUGGCAUUUGCCAAUUAAAAUCGCUGCUAUCGUGUCAUCUCUGACUUUUCUUUACACUCUCCUGAGGGAAGUAAUUCACCCUUUUGUAACUUCCCAUCAACAAUAUUUUUACAAAAUUCCAAUUCUGGUCAUCAACAAAGUCUUGCCAAUGGUUUCCAUCACCCUCUUGGCGCUGGUUUAUCUGCCAGGUGUGAUAGCAGCCAUUGUGCAGCUUCAUAAUGGAACCAAGUAUAAGAAAUUUCCACAUUGGCUGGACAGGUGGAUGGUAACCAGAAAGCAGUUUGGGCUUCUCAGUUUCUUUUUUGCUGUGUUGCAUGCAGUGUACAGUUUAUCCUAUCCAAUGAGGCGAUCCUACAGAUACAAGUUGCUAAACUGGGCGUAUCAACAGGUCCAACAAAAUAAAGAAGAUGCCUGGAUUGAGCAUGAUGUUUGGAGAAUGGAAAUUUACGUAUCUCUGGGAAUUGUGACACUUGCAAUCCUGGCUCUACUGGCUGUGACAUCGAUUCCAUCUGUGAGCGACUCUUUGACAUGGAGAGAAUUUCACUAUAUUCAGAGCACACUAGGAAUUGUUUCCCUUCUGCUGGGCACAAUACAUGCAUUGAUUUUUGCCUGGAAUAAAUGGGUAGAUAUAAAGCAAUUUAUAUGGUAUACACCUCCAACUUUUAUGAUCGCUGUUUUCCUUCCGACUGUUGUCCUGAUUUGCAAAGUCAUACUACUCCUGCCGUGCUUGAGAAGGAAGAUCCUGAAGAUUAGACACGGUUGGGAAGAUGUCACCAAAAUUAAUAAAACUGAGAUGUCAUCCCAGUUGUAGAAUUGCUGUUUAUGCACAUUUUUGUCCAAUAUUGACAUAUUUUUAUCAUAAGCAUUUCAACUUUGUAUUUGCUUAAUAAAAUGACAAUUUGAGGAUCUAAA